UGGACGUGAGCCGCGGGUGGCGAGAACAUAUUACGAGUAUUCCUACGUUAUGGCACCAGUUAUCAAUUACGCAUGGGGAUUAUGACGUUAUCACCAAGCUGACUUUCAUCGGCACGUACAUUCGGAAAUACACGAUCCACAAUGGAAACGACAAAGCAAUUAACGGGAGCCUGGAGCGAAUGCGUUCUGGAUCUUUAAAUAACAUCCAAUCACUAAAAAUAUCCUUGACUCCGUUAGUUACUUGAGGGACACCUUGACGGAACUUACACUGAAAGCCAAUUGGGAAACAGCAGAUCAGUCGGAUGCCUACACGUUGCCCAGUUUAUCGUCGAUCUUAAUGGCUUGCCCUGGCUUGAAACGGCUUAACGUUGCAUUUUCGACUAGAAUUAUCCAGAUACCCGAACCCACGCAUGCAUCACCCAGCGAGCUGGAAUUGACGCAUCUCAAUUGGACAACCCCGUUUCGGCCAGAUGACUCGGAAGUUGAAGCAGUACUCAACACAUGCCCAAAGCUACAGUAUUUGCAAGUAGGCGGAUACGAGGCUUCAGCUCCUGUGAUGAAAAUCCGGAAACGAUACACCAACCUCCGGUACAUUAGCCUGGGUGAUGUGGAGGCAUAUGGUCCUGACAUGAGCUUCUGGGACGACGAAAUGAUUGACAAGGAACAGCAAUCGGAACAUAUUGGUCUGCAGGCACUCGCGAUGCCUUGCACAAAUGAUCACGCUUGGGUUGAUCUCCAAGCUUUGCUUGCAAUGGACACGAACGGUCUGAAGAAGCUGUCACUCUAUUGCGGAACCGAUUUCCCCGUUGAUUCCGACUAUUUGAUUCGACACUUUAACGGAGACAACCUGAACCUCCAUCGAACAUAUGCUGCAUGGAACAACCGUGCUCAAGUCGAUGCGACCAUCACAGCAACCGAAGAUAUCAACAACGUGGAAUCAUCCCGAAAAUACACCAUCACGUCAACAUUUGAGAUGGGGGACGAACGAGGUGUCCUGGGUUUUAUCAAUGCACUUCGUACAGGCACAACCGCUUUAGCACAUACCGUAUCCCGACUUCGAUUCUGGAACUGCCCUGGAUCAGCAAUCCUGUUACCAUUGCUAUUGGACCUGCCUUGCCGUCUGCAAGUGCUCCAAUUUGAAAACUGCGAGUUUAGUACAUCUAUUUUGGUUGGUUUCUUGCGAAGCCUCAAGACAAGCCCAUGGCCAACGCUCCAAGAGCUUGGGUUUAUCUCGAUCCCAUCUUUUACGGAUGAUGUUGUAGCCGAAAUUGCUGGCAUUCCGGGAUUAAGGCGUGUCGUUUUAUGGCGCUGCCAUGAUGUCACGGACCAAGGUGUGCUUAGUCUUCUCGAAGAGUGUUCAGAUUUGGAAGACAUUGACAUUGCUGAGUGUAGUCAGGUGAAUGACGAAGCUGUGCGCGAUGUCAAGGACAAACUGGUUACUUCCAAUAAUACUGCAUUGUAACCAGAGAAUGCUAUUUUGUUUACCUUCCACCUGAAAAGUUCUGUAAGGAGUAUAAUUUAUUUUUCUAAAAAGAUAUCCCACCACCUGCCUUAAUAUAUAAUUUAACAUCAUUCCUAUCUUCCAUUAUCCCCAUCAUCAACAAUC
This is a messenger RNA of Zychaea mexicana, 1606 nucleotides long. RefSeq lists its product as uncharacterized. The transcript is spliced from 2 exons. Gene Ontology annotation, biological process: SCF-dependent proteasomal ubiquitin-dependent protein catabolic process. NCBI's taxonomy places the organism in Eukaryota, Fungi, Mucoromycota, Mucoromycetes, Mucorales, Lichtheimiaceae. The record is from RefSeq and is a predicted model, not a curated record. The coding region runs from base 338 to 1462 and encodes 374 amino acids. Gene Ontology annotation, cellular component: SCF ubiquitin ligase complex.